Messenger RNA from Orussus abietinus, 1600 nucleotides. RefSeq lists its product as uncharacterized. The transcript has 3 exons. The record is from RefSeq and is a predicted model, not a curated record. The coding region runs from base 194 to 1462 and encodes 422 amino acids. NCBI's taxonomy places the organism in Eukaryota, Metazoa, Arthropoda, Insecta, Hymenoptera, Orussidae. Gene Ontology annotation, molecular function: protein binding.
GAGAAGGUGCUUUUGUUUCGCCGCCCUUGACGUGCCGGACGCGUUUUAUCUUUUAGUAAGCUUUUAUCCGGACUUAUUUGUAGGCGAUGCUCGCAAAGCGACCAGGGCGUUGCGCCGGAGGCGACGAGGUGGUCGCUUGGUGACUCCCGGAUUUCCCGGUUACCUCGAGGUCAAGGAGGUCCUCGAGGGAUAAAUGAGUGCCAGCAAGCGACAGAGGGCAUCGACAUGCGCCACCUCCGGAGAAGAGGCGACUCGUUCCCACACCCUGGACACCCUGCCGCCCGAGGUCCUCGAGAUGGUCCUGCACUUUCUACCUAUGCACGACGUGGCCACCUCGGUUCGUCUGGUCUCCAGGCGAUGCUCGGUGGUAGCCACGUCGGUCCUGAACGCGGCCUUCCUCCUGGCCGGGGUACGCCUCGACAGGACGAUGAGCCACCUGGAAGCCGCGAUGCCGAGAGUCGAGACGGAGUCGGACCUCCUGGCCCGCAGCAAGGCCUUCAACGCGCUGGAGCUGGUCAGGUCGCAGUACGAGAUGCUCAAGGCGGUUACGUGGAGGUACACUCACCCCCCGAGGCGGGAGAAACGCCCCAGGCUCUGCUUCUACGCCGGCCUCCUCCUGGACGAGCUGGACGAGUUGAUCCGACUGGCGAGGACUCGACCCGCGGCCCUCGCCGACGCCGGCGUGCCCUGCUUCGUCGCUCUCUGCAAGCGCUUCAUGAACUACUUCGAGAAGGUGUCCGAGCGCGGCGUCAACAGAUCCGCCCUGGUGUCGGGCUGCAAGACGGUGGACGUGCUCGACUGCCUGGCGGAGGGUCGCCGGGUCGUCUCCCUGGCGGUGACCUCCGGAAGAGGGGGCAGGAGCGGCUCGGUCGUCAUGAAGGUAGAGUACGUCAUGAGGAGAGCCUGGUUCACCUGCCUGGAGGUGCCCUGCGCGGCGGACGAGAACUCCUGGAGGGACGAGCAGCGCUUCAUGUACCUGAGGCUCCGCCGACUGGUCGGUAGCGUCAACGAACACCUCUUCGAGAAGUCCCACUAUGAGAGGGAACGCCUCUUCCGGGCGACCCCCAAGCCGCCUCCGGCCUCGACUUACUCCGGGUACGGAGAGUACGGAGGACGGUUCUUUUAUUACGGAAACAUGAAUCGAUACGCUUACGAGAGCAAGUUCAAGUUCGCCGAGGCGGGAGCCAGGGAGGACCCGGAGGACGAGACCGAGGAGGGGGCGGAGCGCGCCCCGUCCUUCGACCUGGUCGUCUCGGUCGAUUUGAGGUGCUCCCCGGAGCUGGCCCCCCUGGCCGUCGGGAAGGCUCUCGAAUCGGCCGACCUCGAUGCCGCGCCGACGAACGAGCACCUGGAACUUUAUCUCAAAGUGGACGUCGCAUGUCCGGCCUCGGUAGCCAACCGAUUACCUGGCCAUUUUACUUGGGAACUUCGUAGUCCUCGGCGUGGUCGACCCUCGCCCUGAAUUUUCCCUGCGUCCACGCGGACGACUGGCUCGUUGAACAUUAUACAUUCUUGUACGACUUAUAUUUAUUUUAUUAUUACCGAUGUUGAGGGUGCAUGUCCAGGUUAUUCGUGCGAAGGGAAUAAAGUGCUUCGUUGA